UUAAAUAUUCUUUAACCAAUUUUGGGAUAAAUUUUUCCAUCCGUGAUCUCAUAGUUUCAGUUUUUCCUUUGAAGGGGAUCAAAGCAGGAAAGGCUCUCUGCUUCUGCCUCUCACCUGCCGUUCAAAAUGAUCAAUUUGCUUAAGAAGCCUUACAAGAAAAAAGCAAGCAAAUUCCAGCCUUUUAAGAAGUUUUUUGGUAGGAGGAAAAAACGGGAGGCGACCCCAGACCAAGAGGACACCAAGCUGAAACCAAGCAGUUCCUUUGGAAAUGUCUGCAAUGGACUGUCUUCUGAUGAAGAGACAAACAGCGGUCUGAGGUCUUCCAAUCAUAGUAUGGGAACACGGGCCUUUUCCCAUGAGAGUAUUUUUAUACCUGAUGGGCGAACAGAGAGUGAAGAGUCUCUUCAAGCAAUGUCACAAGAAAACAUCCUAGGCAAAGUCAAAACCCUUCAGCAACAGUUGGCCAAGAAUAUUAAAUUUGGCCAACCUUCACAAGUGACUGUUUCAGUGAAGACAGUUGGGGAAGCAAACGCUAGUUUGGAAGCAGAUGUGUUACUCAGUAGCCCCAUGGAGACGGCUGCACAGCAGGACGUGGUCCUUCCAGAGAGCAAUAAUAAAUCAGGUGGCACACCCGAUUCAUUAAGCCCAGCAAGUUUGCGUGGAACAAGGCAGGAAGUGGAAGAUAAGGUUACACCGGUCAAAUCAUCAUCGCGGCCGAAAAGGCAUCACUCACCUUCUGGCACAAUUGAAACGGUCAACCUCGAUGCAAUUCCCCUGGCAAUUGCCCGCCUGGACAACAGUGCAGCAAAGCACAAACUCUCUGUUAAGCCAAAGAAUCAGAGGGUUUCCAAAAAGCACAGAAGGUUAUCACAGGAGAUGCAAAGUGUGGCAGUGGCAGAGGUUGAACAAGAAAUCCUAGAACCACAAUUGUAUGAAGAUAAGCUCUCCAAACAUGAUGGCUACCAUGUUGCAGACAAGCCUAUCCAGCAUAGGGAAAGCCAAGAACAGAAAGAGGGCAAAAGAAAGCUAGAACAUUGCUGGAGAAACUUGGAGACUGAGAAGAAAGUAGAAAUGGCUGAAGCAGAGUCAAAAAGCCACACGGAACACAAAAGACUUCAAGAAUGCCAAAGGGAAAAAGAAGGGAAGAAACAGAAGCUUCAGGAGGAAGAGCAGCUUUUGAAGAUGGAAGAGAGAAAGGGUCAAGAGGGGAAGAAAAGUCUUGAAAAACGGAGGCAUCAAGAAUUUCAGAUGCAGAGGCACAAAGGACUAGAGGAGCAGAGAAGGAAUGAAGAGGGCCUUCAGGAACCAGAGGAACAAAUGCAACAGGAGAAAGGAAAGCAGCAUGAACUAAAGGAACAAAAGCAAAGGCAACUAGAAGAGCAAAGGCAUCAGGAACUGGAGGCACAAAGGCAACUGGAAGAGCAAAGACAUCAGGAACUGGAAGAGCAAAGGGAACUGGAAGAGCAAAGGCAGCAGGAACUGGAGGCGCAAAGGCAACUGGAAGAGCAAAGGGAACUGGAAGAGCAAAGGCAUCAGGAACUGGAAGCUCAAAGGCAACUGGAAGAGCAACGGCAUCAGGAACUGAAGGCACAAAGGCAACUGGAAGAGCAAAGGCAUCAGGAACUGAAGGCACAAAGGCAACUGGAAGAGCAAAGGCAUCAGGAACUAAAGGCACAAAGGCAACUGGAAGAGCAAAGGCAUCAGGAACUGAAGGCACAAAGGCAACUGGAAGAGCAAAGGCAUCAGGAACUGGAGGCGCAAAGGCAACUGGAAGAGCAAAGGCAUCAGGAACUGGAGGCGCAAAGGCAACUGGAAGAGCAAAGGCAUCAGGAACUGGAGGCGCAAAGGCAACUGGAAGAGCAAAGGCAUCAGGAACUGGAGGCACAAAGGCAACUGGAAGAGCAAAGACACCGAGAAAUGGAGGUGCAAAGGCAACUGGAAGAGCAAAAGUGGCAAGAACUGGCGAUUGAAAGGCAAAGGCAAGAGGAAGAGCAAAGACAUCAAGAACUGGAAGAGCAAAAAUGGCAGGAACAGAAGGAUCAAGAAGAAGCAGAAGAAAAGAGACAAAGAGAAUUAGAUGCAAAGCAACAACAUAAAAAGCUCUUUCAGCAAGGGUGGAAAGACAGGCAAGAACAGGGGACGCAAAAAUGGCAGGAAGAAAAACAAGGGCAUCAGAAUUUAGGACAGAGAGCACAAGGACUGGAAGAGCAAAUGAAUGAGGCUGAAAAGCAGGAUGAAGUGAAACAGGAAGUACUUCAAGUGCAAAAAAGGCAAACAGACCUGAGACAAAAAGAUCUAGAGGGAAAAAGGAAUCUAGAAGGUGAAGAAAGGUUGGAAAGGAAGGGAAGUGCCAUAAAGCUGGGAAAGCAAAAGAGACCAGAAGAACUACCACAGAAUCUAAAGGAGAAAAUGAAUAAGGACAAACAAGAUCAGCAAGAACUGGAUAAACCAAUUAGAUCAGCAGCAGAAGACAGAAGAUGUGAACCACAGUCAUGGCCUGAGAAGAGGAUGCAACAGGAAGAGUUGAUAGAGAGGGAAGGAGACGGAAAGCUGGAAGAACAGAAAUCCCCUAGUUUAGAAGGACAAAGACCACUGGAAAAGCCAAAAGAACAAGACAAAUCCUUCCCGUUGCAACUGGACAAAAAUAUUCAUUUGGGAGAGCAACAUUUGGAAAGCCCCAAGAAAGAUCUUCCACUUAAAGAAGCUAGCCAGCAAACAUUAAAGCAGCCAGACAAAGAGCAGAAGGAAGAAGAAACUCUAAGGCACCACCAGAAAAGGGACAUUGAAGCUCAAGAGCAGGAAAGAAUCUUAGGCGAGGAGCUCCGAUGGCAAGAAGUUGACGCGAGGCAAACUAUGCCCAGGGGAUUUACCUUCCAAGUAUCCUCUGGAGAAAAGCAAAUUAUAUUUCCGAAAGUAAAUCUGAGCCCAGUUACGCCUGUCAAAGAGGCACCAACUCCUUCAGCUGCAAAAGAAUUGACAACUCCUAAAUCCAGCAAAAGUUCUCACGGUCCCCCGACUUCUUUGUGCGUCCCCCACACAGCAAUUUUGGUCACCGGAGCGCAGCUCUGUGGAACUGCGGUCAACCUCAAUCAGAUAAAAGAUACGGCUUGCAAAUCUCUCCUUGGCUUAACAGAAGAGAGAAAAACGAUGGACGCACGGAAAACGUCACCAGAUGCGAAGCGUAGGAAUAGUAAAAUGAAAUAUGCCCAAGAGCCAUUGGGCAACCAAACCAUCCCAGCUGAGUGGGCUUCUAUUAGGUCAAAAAUCUUAAAAAGUGCAGAAAAUGGCCAGCGCAAUGAGAGAGACAAAGGAAGCCUCAGUAGGCAUAGCGAUGAUUGGACACCCAAAGGACAAAACGCUUCCCAUGGUAAUUUGCGCAAGACCUUAUCUGCAAGUGCAAAGUUUUCUAUAACUCCUGCCUGGCAGAAGUUUUCGGCUAAUACAAGCGCCGAGAGUAAAGUUGGCCUUGAAGCAGAAACCCCAGCCAAGCAGUUGGGUCCACCCACGGUCCAUUCAACCCAAGAGACAGUUCAUACCGAGGCACUGUCAUCUGCAGGGAAUCAUCUUGGAACACCUACAGGAAAUACUGAAAUACAUCGCGAAGUGGCAGGCAAUACCGAGGGUUGUAAAUUUGCCAAAGAUCUCCCAUCUUUCCUUGUUCCAGGCGCCUCACAUUCUCUAAGUAAGGAAGUUGCCCAGUCGGAAAGUGCUGCAGCUGCUAUGGAAACACAGCAGAAGGUGGGUACAAGGAAACUGGACAGCGCUUCCCCAAAUGGAGAAGAAAAUGUGUCUCCAUUUGGGGUGAAAUUAAGGAGGACCAACUACUCCUUGCGCUUUCACUAUGAUCAGCAAGCUGAGCAGAAGAAGAAGAAAAGGUACAGCGCAGGGGACAGUUUUGACGGGGUGCCCACCCCGCUGGUUACGCCUGACAAUGAGAAAGAUACAAAUAAUAUCUUUUUAAAAGAGAACAAAUCCCCAAGCCAAGAGAGAAAGGAUGCCAUGGUUAAUUCUGGGAAGAACUCCUCAGCUAAUAUUAAUCAGAAUUAUACGGCAGCCGCACCGGUAUCUCUCCCAGCUAGCAGUCACGUGUCUUCACCUAGUCAAGAGAAACCCAUCUGCAAAUCGCCACUCCUGCAAAAACCUGCAUUGGCUCCAAAGCCCACCAGCCAAACUCCGCCAUCAUCCCCUCUCUCAAAAAUGCGCAGGUCUCACUUAACCGAAUCCACGGGGCAAAGGGUGGCUAAAACGGAGCCUGACACCACCUGGAGAAAAAUGGAAGCUAAAGGGAGCUCUCUGCUUUCACAAGCCCACGAGGCAAGCAAGGGGGAAGAGGAGGAGUCUAGGGAGAAGAGGUCCUUUUUCCCAUCCAUCACCAUGCCAUGGAGAGAGAGAACAGAGAAGAAGCCAGAGCCGUUGAAAAAAGAAAGGCCAGUUCUUCAGAGCAGACAUUCCAUAGAUGGCUCCAAGCUGAUUGAAAAAGUUGAAACCGCACAGCCGCUCUGGAUCACGUUGGCUCUGCAAAAGCAGAAGGGCUUUCGAGAGCAGCAGGCGACCAGAGAGGAAAGGAGACAAGCCAGGGAGGCAAAGCAAGCUGAGAAACUUGCUAAAGAAAAUGCCAGUAUCAGCAAUCAGACAGAUACUAAAAGCAGCAGCAGCAGCAGCAGAACUAGUACAUUGCCUAGACCCGCGGCCCAGGCAGAGAAGAAAGCUGAGACUCCCCUCUCAAGGUUUGAACGCAGAGAACAGCUUAAAAAAUCCAACACUCUUCCUACAUCUGUGACAGUGGAGAUCUCAGAUUCUCUUCCACCGUCACCCUUGACUAAAGAAGUCACUAAGAGAUUCUCCACGCCAGAAGCGAAUCCGGUGUCGACAGAACCUGCCUGGCUGGCCUUAGCCAAGAGGAAAGCAAAAGCCUGGAGUGACUGUCCCCAAAUCAUUAAGUAAACGAUACUGGUUUUGCUCUUUUUCUGUUGUUUAUUAAUUGCUCUCUCCUCUUUAUUUAUAUUUUCACGUGACAGAACCAACUGGGACAAACAUAAGUGCAUAUCCUGAAGGAUGAAGAACAUUUUUAACAGUUUUACCCAUUUUUCCUAGCUCACUGCAGAUUUCACCUACAUUUUAGAAUCUUUUGCAUCGAAAAUCUAGGGACUGUGGAAUAGAGGUUUAGGCACAAAGCUCAAGUUUCAUCUCUCUUGAAAGCAUAUGGAUGUUAUGUGUUAGGGGUUCAUAUCACUUUAUGGAUCAGUGCCGAAAUGUUCCUGAAUUUUGGCUCUGAUGGUAUGGAUUUCCAUUUGUGUUUUUUUUAUAUGUUCCUGCAAAGCAGAUAUUCCAGCCAUUUAAGCUGCUAAAAUGAAUGUAAUGCACAUGUUGUUUCCACUUUUGAAUGGAGAAAGUAAUACCAUUUACUGAUAAAUUUAUAAAUCUCUACAGGAUUCUGGAAGACCUGCCUUAGUAGUAGUAAAGAGAGUAUACUAUGAUUACCUUUUCUUAAUGUUGCAAAUAAUUUAUGGAUGAAUUUAAAAUAAUUAAGUUCAGCUUGUGACUGAUGAAAGCACCGAUACGCCCAGUCCUACCAUAGAGUUUGCAAUAUAGUAGCGUCUCUCAGUUUGGAGCUAUUAAUGGAGUUAGCUCUCCUGUAAUGAGAACCCAUUAAGACGUUUUCACAAAUUCAGUAUUUUGUUUUAAAAAGCUUAAUUGUGACAAAAAUUGCCUUUAUCAGCUGCUUCUAACUGGAAAUAUAUAUAAAUAAUUGACAUGCUGAAACAGGGUGGCAUCAAAUAUGCAUUUUCCUACAAUGAUUUUACAAACCAUGCAGAAGCUCUCAUGCAAAAUCCAUGACAAUAUUUUCACUGCCGUUGUGUGCAGAAGUAAGCUAUACUGGUAAAACAUGGUAAUAAGCUAUACACCUCCAUCUUUCAGUGAUUGGUCGCAAGGCACAGAUAAAAAUAGGAUUAAAAGCACAUGUGAAGGCAGAACGACCACAAACACUAAUCUUUCAAAUUAUACAUAAUUUAAAUAUUAUACAAAAACCCACUUAGCCAUGUACUGUAACUAUCCCUAUGCCUAAAUGAUUGCAUAUUAGGAACCCAAAAUAUUAACAAAAGGAGACACGAUUCCAGCUUUGUGAAAAUGGGGGAUUUUUGAACUGCAGGAACUAGACUGUUUGGACUUCAUUCUUACGGACCUUAGAUUGCAUAUUCUCAGGAAAAUAAUUGUUUUCUGUACUUAAUUAGCACUUUGAUUUUCAACAUCUGUGCCGGCAUAUCUGCAUGUUACGCUGGCAGAACAUGACUUCAGCACUUUUGUUAAUGGCAUGUUUUAAAAAUAUGUAGUUACUGUUAGAUACGCAGUACAGGAAGUCGUAGAACAGACUUCAGAUUGUAAAUCUGGCUAAAGAACAUUGCAGGGAUAAGUGUAAUUUAUUUGCAUGUAAGUCUUAUUCCCCUUUAAAUCUUUUUAUCUCUAAAAUGUGGAGGAAACAGUGAUGUGUUUUUAUGGUUACUUUUAAAAUUGCUUCAAAUUCAAGGAUCACCAAAUAGGUCUACAAGGUAUGGAAUUCAGAUUGUUCCAGUAGAUACGAACUGGUUUAAACAGAACUUCAGUUUGCCUGGUUUGUGGAUUCUACAGCAAAUGGGGUCUUCUAACUAUUCCACCUAGAACUAGUUAUAUUUUUAAAGCCCUUUUUGUUUAUAAGAGGCAAAGGUGCAUUUUGAUUAAUUAAUGGCUAAUUCAACAGGAUCCCUCAUAGUACCACAUUUGUUUUGCCAGAAUAAUGGAAGAACUCAAUAAUUAAUCCAAGGAACAUUUUGAGAACCAGCAGUUCUGCUCCAAAGUACAUUUUUAAGGCAGCAGAUGCUGUUAAUGAAUAGGCAUCCUACAGAGGAAACAAAAGGUCAGUUGUGUUUCUGUAAAACUGCAAGCACAAAGGGGUUUUGGCAGUUAUGUAGCUGCUAUACGAAUCGAUGUCCAUGUGGUUAUUGGGCUAUCAGUGUUGUUUUUGGUUUCAUAUUUAAAUUCAAACCAUAAGCGUUCCUAAAUAACCCAUCAAUUUCAGGAUUAUUACAAGUGUUUAAGGCAAAAGCAGCCUUUAGGAUUUCGUGGGAAUCAAGUUCAUAAAAGAGCCAGUUACUUGAAGAAUUGAAAACAGCUCAUAUGCUUCCACUUAAGCGGCAAAGAUUUCAACCAAUAUAACAGGUAUGUUGAGGCUUUUUGUUUAACCCAUGGCACAAAUACCUACGUAAUACAAGCACAGAUUGGGCUCCUUCUGGCCAGCAGGGACAUGAUGGGGAAAGUCUGUUUGUGGAUGUCCAUCUCAUGCAAAACUUACUGGUGACCCUCCUUUAUUUUAGAGAGAGGUAACCUGCUGACACCAGGAAGAGCUCCUGCUGAAUGUUGGUAUAAGUAGCACAUAGUACAGUCUGUAUACAAAGAAAGUACAGGCCUGCCUUGAUUGGUGCAGAAGCCUCUUGCUGGUGGCAAAAAAUGGUUUUUUAAAGCACGCUUAAUCUAAUAGUGCUUAAACCUGGAAUUGCAUAAACUGCAAUUACAACUUUGUUUCCUCAAAUCCAUUUCCAAGAAUUUUUGGGAAUAGGAGAGAAGGAAAGGGGAAUGUGGGGGUUGAAAACUGGAGAGUUGGGUGGGAUGAAAAAUAAUUUUAGGGGGAAAGGUGCUACUUGCAUGAUAAAAGGGGGGGAAAGACCUACCAAAUAAUUCUAGACACACUGUUAGCAUAGAGCGUAUAGUGAGUAAAUAGUUCAAAAGCUUCAGAAGCAAAGUGUUUUCAAGCAUGAGGGGGUCUAGUGUACGAAAAUAGUAUUCAGAGGCUCUGAUCCAGAGAACCAAGGAAACCAGAAGGCUGUGUAUCUCCUGCUGCUGUUAAAAUGUUCAACAGGAAUACCAUCAGCAUUGAUAGCCCUGAGCAUACUGUAGGCAGUAAGGGACACCUGGACUUAAGUUGGGAGGAACCCACUUUCCCUUCAGUCUACGUUACACAUGAUCAGGGUAUCAGACGACGUAUUGGUUACACUGCAAGGUGUGCUGCCCCUGCAGAUAUUUCCCCAGUCAUUUGAUGGGGGAGGGGGGUGUCCAAAGCAGCACUCUGUUGCAUUUAUAGGAAGGGGAAACCCAUUUCCAUUCAUGAAUCAGUAUCUGGAUCAGAGUUGGGGGUAUGUACAAUAUUGGUUUGGAAACCUUUUUAGAAGCCUAUAUUUUCCACAUUUUCAUUUCAUGUAAAAGUCAACUUGAAAAUUUUGCACUAAAUACCAAUGAAGUGUUACUUUGCUUAAGCUCUGUCACAGCCUUUCUACUGAACAAACAUGACAUUUAUUCAAAACACUUAAAAAACUGAUCUGACCACUAUGUAGAAUAUGGUCUCAACUUUUGGUGGCGGUGGAGUAACUUAUAUACAAAAGACUUAAGCUAUAGGAAGUUAAUCAUAUCCAAGUUCUGUUGAAAUUAAUAGGGCUUAAGCCAGUUAUGAAAACUAUGUUGUAUUGAUUUCAACAGGAGUUGGGCAUCACUAACGUUUGGGAACAAAAUAUUAUUUCUGAGGUUACAGAUGCUUAACCUCUGUUGUUCAUAUAGUGGUGUAUAAAAUUAUGAACAAAUGUACAAUUGUGGGGUUUUGUUUUGUGUACUUUUUUAAUUUUUCAAAUGUUUUAAAGUGCAAUUGUUUCUUAUACUAAUGUCAUUUUAAUUCCUAUUAAAUUAUAAUCUGCUGAAAGUUAUCAGAAGAUGUACGUAUUCAUUGUCUUUUUGUUACAAAUGUCAGGUUUAUCUUCUAAGAAAAGCCUGAAUUGCUAUAGGUAUCUAAUUAUGUGUUUUUACCAACAAUAAAACCUAAGUAAAAUUAUCUAUGACUACGGGAUAUAUUAGUGCAAUUUCUCUUUUUGGUUUUUGAUCGUCAAAUUUUAAUGUAAAUGGUUAAUCACGGAAAAUUUGUUCUAUUUCAAUAAAAAAAGACAAGUGUUUA
Messenger RNA from Podarcis muralis (Common wall lizard), 8971 nucleotides. It is a transcript of the gene CRACD, whose product is annotated as capping protein inhibiting regulator of actin dynamics. Gene Ontology annotation, biological process: negative regulation of barbed-end actin filament capping; maintenance of gastrointestinal epithelium. NCBI's taxonomy places the organism in Eukaryota, Metazoa, Chordata, Lepidosauria, Squamata, Lacertidae. The record is from RefSeq and is a predicted model, not a curated record.